UCUCCGCUCUAAGGAUUUUAAACGGGACGAGAGGACGACGACGGAGGAGGUUAAAGCGAAAGCUGCCAAAAAGAGAGACGAAUUAGGGUUCCAUUAGAUUCUUUUUUCCUUACCGUGUUUUCUUAGAUCGACGACUUGGAACCCUGAGAAGACCCCCACGCCGAUCGGAGCGGAGCUUGGAAAUAGUUUUUGUUUUAUUUUUCUUUUCGAUUUUUUGAGAGCGGGAAGGGUUGGUGGUUGGAUCCGAGAUGGCUGAUCCGAGCGGCGGCGGGGAGGCGGAGUUGCCCGCCACGCUGUCGGGUUCCUUUAAAGGGGACGGGAAGGCGGCUUCGAGGCGGAGGGCGUCUAUCCGGCGGAGCUUGGAGGCGGAUGAGUUCAUCAAUCUGUUGCACGGGUCGGAUCCGGUCAAGGUUGAGCUCAACAGGCUCGAGAAUGAAGUCAGAGAUAAGGAUAGGGAGUUGGGGGAGGCUCAAGCAGAGAUUAAGGCGCUGAAGUUGUCUGAGCGUGCAAGGGAGAAGGCGGUCGAAGAGCUUACUGAGGAAUUGACCAAGGUGGAUGGGAAGCUCAAGUUGACAGAGUCUAUUCUAGAGAGCAAAAAUCUUGAAAUUAAGAAGUUAAAUGAUGAGAAGAAGUCUUCGAUGGCUGCCCAGUUUGCAGCAGAAGCUACCCUCAGAAGGGUUCAUGCUGCUCAAAAGGAUGAUGAUAUGCCACCAAUCGAGGCCAUUCUUGCACCACUUGAAGCAGAGAUAAAGCUCGCCCGCCAGGAGAUUGCAAAAUUGCAAGAUGACAAUAGAGCACUGGAUCGUCUAACCAAAUCAAAGGAGGCAGCCCUCUUGGAGGCAGAAAGGACAAUAGAAAUAGCUUUGGCAAAGGCUUCCAUGGUGGAUGAUCUGCAAAACAAGAACCAGGAGUUAAUGAAACAGAUUGAGAUUUGCCAGGAAGAAAACAAAAUCUUCGACAAAUUGCAUCGUCAAAAGGUUUUUGAAGUUGAGAAGCUUAGCCUGACUGUAAGAGAACUUGAAGAAGCUGUCCUUGCUGGUGGUGCAGCUGCAAAUGCUGUUAGAGACUACCAGCGCAAAGUUCAAGAGAUGAAUGAAGAGAGAAAAACCCUUGACCGUGAACUUGCACGCGCAAAAGUUACAGCUAAUAGAGUUGCAGUUGUUGUGGCAAAUGAAUGGAAAGAUGCUAAUGACAAAGUAAUGCCUGUUAAGCAAUGGCUUGAAGAACGAAGGUUCAUGCAGGGUGAAAUGCAGCAACUACGUGAUAAGCUUGCUAUUGCAGAUCGUACUGCAAGAUACGAAGCUCAGUUAAAAGAAAAAUAUCAGUUGCGCCUUAAAGUCGUAGAAGAGGGAUUGAGAAUGUCAUCCAGUGGUUCCAGCCGUACUAACAUUGAAGGGAAGAGUGUAACUAAUGGCUCUACCCGUCGUCAAUCUAUUGGUGGAGCUGAGAAUCUCUCCAAGCCUUUGUUCGGUGGAUCUGUAGUUCGGAGAUCACCAUCCUUUCAGUUGAGAUCUUCGCUCUCAAGUAGCACCAGUGCAGUACUAAAACAUGCAAAGGGGACGUCAAAAUCAUUUGAUGGUGGCACUAGGUCAUUGGAUAGGGGUAAAGUCCUUGCAAUUGGAAUGAGCCAUUCACUCGACAGAUCUUCUGAUGGUAUUAAAGACAUUGAUGCAAGUAACACUUGUGAGGGGAUUCCAAAUGAGAAACUCUGUGAGCACAACAGUGCUGAUUCAGAUGAUACUGUGUCUGGUCUUUUGUACGACAUGCUACAAAAGGAGGUGAUCACCCUACGAAAAGCAUGUCACGAGAAAGAUCAAAGCCUGAAGGACAAAGAUGAUGCAAUUGAGAUUUUAGCCAAGAAAGUGGAUACUUUGACCAAAGCAAUGGAAGUAGAAGCCAAGAAAAUGAGAAGGGAAGUAGCCACUAUGGAGAAAGAGGUAGCUGCUAUGCGAGUGGAGAAGGAACAAGACAGCAGGGCCAAGCGGUUUGGUAGUUCAAAGGGUCCUGUACAUGUUUCUCAACUGCUUCCUGGAAGUUAUCUAGCUGCUAUGCGAGUGGAGAAGGAACAAGACAGCAGGGCCAAGCAGUUUGGUAGUUCAAAGGGUCCUGUACAUAUUUCUCAACUGCUUCCUGGAAGGAACCUGCCAAGAACAGGGAUGACGCGGAACCUUCAAUGACACUGAAUUCAAACCGAAAGUGGCAUGGAAUAUUUACAUCAACUCCACUUUCCACUUUCUUUUAUUUUUUUACUUUCCCUUUUCAUUCUUCAUUCAAGUUAAGAUAGAAAGAAGCAUUGGCGGUGAUCCUCGAUCGCAAGGAAGCAGAUUAGAAGGCGCAGCUGACAUUACUGUUGUAGCUGAGUGGAAGUGAUGAUGAAUUUGACUAACCUUAUGGGACACUUUUUAGGUGAUAAAUGCCUGGCCUUUUCAGCUGUAUAGGUUGCACGUGUUCUUUUGAUAACGUUUAUGUGUGGUGAUUUAUUUGUCUUUAUUUGUGAAUAUUAUUGUAAUGUCAGAUCAAUGCUAAUGCUACUCGCCAAAAUUGUGACGUCA
Molecule: messenger RNA, 2552 nt
Organism: Musa acuminata subsp. malaccensis (wild Malaysian banana)
Lineage: Eukaryota; Viridiplantae; Streptophyta; Magnoliopsida; Zingiberales; Musaceae
Source: RefSeq, a predicted model, not a curated record